CGACGAAAUAUUCGGCUCAUUCUGUGCCAAUCGUUCCUCUGUUUCGGUCGUCGCGACGGUCGCGUCUCAGCGGACGAGAGAAGAAGAAAAAAUGCAGUAAAAAGUGGAAAAUUUAGACUCCUAGCGCUAGCGAACAAAGUGACGUGUGUUUCCGCUUCCGGUCGGGUUCCGCGCGUUCGGUGGCGUGAAAUUGCCGUGAAAAGUGCACUCGAAGAGGCUGCAAAUGGCGAUUUUCGCCACGGUCUAGAGUAGGCAGAGCCAGUUUUUCUUUGGGGCUUUUUUAAAAAGAAAAAAGAAGGAAAGAGAAGAAGAAAUUUUGGUCUUACUCCCGCACUCAUACUCUGACGGGGAAAUUCUCACGCAACAGAGUCGCGCGGAGAAGGUGUUAUUUGUCUGUGGGUGUGUUUGUGUAUGUUUUGGGAUACGGUGGUGGUGUUGGUGCCCAUACUGGAUAACGUCGCAAAGGUGUACGAGCGGAAAGUGUUGUGUGGGUAUUUUGUGAUGAUUACUCUCCCAUUCUCUCACGGCUACACGAAGAUCACAUUCAGAGCUGUCACGCAAACCAGUCAAUCAUAAGUCAAGUGUGUAAAAUUUAUUUAUGUGUGUAUGAGUAAAUAUACAGGAGAAUGAAUGAAAACGAUCUCGGGGAUUGGAGCUGAGUUUUUGGUCAACUGAAAGACUGCCCAGUUCGUCAAAAGUGUAGAACCCCGGUUUUUCUCGCAAUUUUAAUUCGAAGGAAAACUCAAGUUGCUCGGGAUGUCCCUGAAGUGCAAACGGAUUAACGACGGUGCGGGUGUGAUCAGCACGCGCGAAAAAAGUGGCGAAUCCGCGGCGGGAUCUUUCUAGAACAACAAAGAAGAGCAAACCUUAUCAGCGCCCAAAUAAUAUGCACGUAUCAACAACCCAGUCCCCGCAGCAAACCAACAGCACAAGUAGCAGCAGCAGCAGCAGAACCAGCAGGUCCGGCAGUCCGUUCCGUGGACAGUCCAGUUCGGAGUUUCGGGAGCAACCAAAUGUCGGCGGGAGGCCAUCCGGCGAUGACCAGCGACAUCUCCAGCCACAGCCGCAGCAGCAGCAUCCCGGCGCAGUCGUAACUACAGAAUGUGAUACCGAAGCCGAGAUUCCGGCCUCUGUAAUCAGCAGCGUUGGCACGGUUAACUACCGGCAGACGACGGCCAGCAGCAGCGCGGUCCAGCAGCUGUACCUGCUGCACCACCGCCAGCGCCCGGACGCUAUGAUAUCCCAGGAAGCAGCGGCAACGCCAACCACAACGACGACGACGGGCGCCGGCUCGAUGGGGGCGGCCACCGCGGCCAACGGCAACAGCAGUACAAAUCCCCAACCUCCGCGGCAGCAUCCCAAAAAGCGAAAGUUCGACCUGGCCGAACUCGAGGAGAUGGAAUCGCACCGAGGCAGCGUCGGGGCGCCCCCUCUGCCCGUGGACACCGGCGGUGGAGGAGGAGACGGAGGCGGGGAAGGCGGUCUCAUCAUCAACGGAAACAGUGAGACUAUCAACGCUGGCGAAGGUCCGGCGGCGGCUGACGGCAACAACGGCACUACGAGGUCAUCCCACCAGCAACUUGGGUACAGCAUAGCUGGGGUUCAGGGCAUGCAGCAAACGCAACAGCACCGGCAAGUCUUUCUCACCGCUGACGUUGGACGACUUCAGCAGCAGCAGCAGCAGCAGCAACAAACGGUCAGGAUACAGCAGCAAACGGUCGACGGGUACUUCACGAACAAGAAGAUCUACGCGAGCAGUUCGUACGGCUCCCCGGUCAACAGCUACAAACCUGCUGCCACGCCACCGUCUUCGUUGGCGCCAACGACCACGGUGGGCUCUCCGGCGGCGGCGGCAUCUACCAGCAACGUCCACCACGGUUCGUCCAGCAGUAGCACACCGCCCCACCAGCUGGCCGGAACGCCACCGGUGGCGGAACCCAGCACCAGUACGCCCCCGUCGUCUUCUUCGUUGUCCUCGAGUGCGGCCCCGUCCAGCUUGAUCGACCUGAGCGACUGGUCCAACAGCUACCGGGUGCUGGCCAAGCGGAAAGACUACUACGAGUCCGGGGUGAUUCGGUCCAGCUCGUCGUCGAACACGGUCACGGUGCAGUUCGACUAUCCCGAGGGCAGCACGCAGACGUACGGGGAUGUGUUUGGCGCGGGUCGCUACGACAUCAUCGACGACGCGUGUCCCUCGGCUUCGGACGUGGUGGCCGGCUGUCGGGUUUGCAUCCGGGCCCAAACCGUGCCGCCACAUCCGGCUGGGAACGUGUACGUCGAGGCCGUCGUCAAGGAGGUCCAGAACAACACGAAGCAGUUCUCGGUGCAGCUGAUCGGGCCGGCUGCGGCCACGGCCAGCGGUGGCGGGGGACCGCAGGAGAUUAAGCUCGUGAAACGAGUCGACAUUCGUCUGCUGAAGCCACCUUGGUGGGACGAAUUGGAAGAAAUGGUGGCGGCGGUCGAGGGGGCACGCAAACAACAGCAACAACAGCAGCAAGUCCCAGUGAACAACAAAUCCAGUCCGGUAACGACGUCGUUUCACCACAAUACUGAUCCGGGAGUGACGCAGCAACAGCAGCAACCUGCCACCAUCAUGUACGGCAGCCAGCCGCAGUACAAGACCAUCAGCAUUACGCAAGGUCGUGGCAUCGCAACGGCUACGAGCGCCGGAUCCCGUUACGAUCCCAGCAAUCAGCAAUCCCACGUGCCAUUACAAAUGUAUCAGAUCCUUCCGACGUUGCACACCAACGAGGAACACUACCGAACGGCCGCCACUUCGCCCUUUCAAACCGACGGCCAAUCCGGCGCUACGACCGCGAAUCCCUACCAGAAUCCGCACCAUCUCUCCCAGCAACAGCCACAUCAGGAGCAGCUGACGACCAGCACAGUAUUAACCGCCGGCAGUCCGCACGACUUGGGAGCAUCCGGUGGGGCGAACCGACCUUCGUACUACGACUACGAAAGUGACGACGAGUUGCGACGGGAGGACAUUAGUUUUCCGAUUGACGGCGAAAACGAAAAAUACUCAGGCAGCAGCAAGCGCAGCAGCAUGCAGAGCCGCGGCAGCACGUCCAGCCUGCUGGACCAGCGCAGCACACCCCGAUCUCAGCCGGCCACGCCCCGAUCUCAGGCGGCCACGCCGCACCGCUUCAAGAAGGGCGACGUCGUGUCCACGCCCAGUGGCAUCCGGAAAAAGUUCAACGGCAAGCAGUGGCGCCGGCUGUGCUCGAACGAAACCUGCUCGAAAGAAUCUCAGCGGCGCGGCUACUGCUCGCGCCAUCUCAGCCAAAAGGGCAACGCGCUGCGCUCCUCGACCGGCUCCACCGCGAACCACUUCAACAGCAGUCGGUCCAGCAGCAAGACCCAGCUCGACGAGGACACCUCGCGGGACUCGGAAACGUCGCCCAACUAUCGGGUGGCGGGACGGUUUGACCAGGAGGAGACCGACGUGGCCAACAUGCUAGUGUCGCUCAGCAGUUCGCGCUCGGCCACCCCGUGCAACUCGUUCUCGUCGCCGACGGGACACGCCUCGUCCCCGUUGGCCCUGGCCAGCACCACCCAAUCGCCGGUGACGAUCGGCAACCGGCAGAACGUGUUCAUGCCUAUUGGUAGUCCUGCGGCCCCGUCCUCGUCGGAACCCCACGGCGGCGGCGGCGGAGGAAAGUUCAAAACUAACACGCCCAGUCCAAACAUCUACGGGGGUGGUGGCCUGCAAGGUCAAGGAAUGGGAGGUGUUGGUCCAGGGAUGGGCAUGGUAGUCGGUGGUCAACAGCCUCCACUGAUCCGACCGGAACUGCUCAGGCCAGCCCAGCCUCCACCACACCAGCCGAUUGUGUCGUUGCCUCCGACUGGCCACGCCACCAGCGUGAUUCGGAUAUCACCGGCCUCGGCGUCGGCUUCGCAGCAGCAGCAGCAGCAUCCGGCGGGGUUGUACGCGACCUUUCCGAGCCAACAGCAGGUAAUUGUCGAUCCGGGGCUGCAACAGGUUCGAUCUCAACCCCAGCAAACGAUCCACAUUCAGCAAUCGUCGAUUGUGCAGCAGCAGCAGAACCAGCAACAACAACCAGUGACCGUGCCAAAAAACGGCAUUAGCACGGGUUCGAUCUUUCAAUGGCAUACUCUACUUCCGAUAAUCCACGCGCCGGCCUCGAAGGCGUACGUCCACCAUCACCAGCAGCAGCACCACCAGUCGGGCGGCUAUCCGCCGGCCUCGCAGCAGCUGCAGGUAGCGGCAACGGCGGCCACGACCACGAUUAUUGCGUCGCCGACGGUCAAGAUGUGCACGCCGCCACCGUCGGAACCGUCGGCCGCCGGCGAUGACGAGUGCGACGACGACCAGGGAGAUGAUGAUGUCUUUGAAGCAGAGCCCGUGAAAACCAACGCCAGCAACACAAACUACAGCAACCAAACCAACAACAACACGACAUUUCAGGGCUCCGGAUCCGGAGGCCAGCUGCUCCGCGGGAUGGACAUCGAGGCCGGCUCGGGGACAUUCCCACCUCAGAAUCUAGGUGGCGGUACGGCCAGCAGCAAAGCCGAGGCCGAUUCGCUGGUCAAGCGAAGAACUCAGUCCUGCAGUGCGGCGCUGCAAGCGGCCAACAGUGCGGCCGCCGGAGGAGGAGGAGGAGGAGGAGGAGGAGCAGGUUCCAAGGAUAGCCAACCCCCGCCAAGUCCGCUGAACAAAAAGGACGCCAAAAUUCGACGACCCAUGAACGCGUUCAUGAUCUUCUCGAAGCGGCACCGAGCGCUGGUCCACCAGAAGCAUCCGAACCAGGACAACCGAACGGUCAGCAAGAUCCUCGGCGAGUGGUGGUACGCCCUCAAGCCGGAAGAGAAAACCAAAUACCACGAACUGGCCAGCGAGGUCAAGGAGGCCCACUUCAAGGCGCAUCCCGAGUGGAAAUGGUGCUCCAAAGAUCGUCGCAAAUCGUCCUCCUCCGCAAAGGACGGCCGCGGCCGAAUGGACUCUUUCGAUGGCAACGAUUCGUUCGACGAAAAGAGUCCCACCACCCCCUCGGAACAUCAACCCUCAUCCCAAACCGUCCCAACAACCCCCAACCAACAGCAACCCCCCUCAGACAACAUUCCCAUCACGGUCGCCCCCUACAACACGGUUCGCCCGGCGGCGGCGGCCGCUCCCGAAGCCGAAGACGCCACCAUGUCCGACGACGAGCAGCAGAUGGUCAUCGCGGAAGAUUCCUCGUCCGGACUGCCCAACGGCCUCCUUCCCCCGAUCGCCGAAACCGUCGAAAUCGAUCUAAAGUGCGCCGAAAAGGUGACCGCCUCGGACUCGGACGUGGACGUGGCCGACACCGACGCCGCGGACUACAAAAUCAAGGUUUCAGACUCACUGGUUUCAUCGGCCCAGCAGCAGCAGAAUGUCCCCACGGACUACUCCAAGACGGCGAGCAAUGGGUCGUCCGCGCCGGGAACGCCGUCGGAUCCGCUCACGUGCAAGCCGAAACCGAUCAAGGUGGCGUUGUUGCCGCCGCCGGUUUCACACCAGCAGCAGCAGCAACAGCAGGCGGGAGGUGGUGCAGGGGCUGGAGGUAACGGUGGGGGAGGAGUAGGGGGAGCGGGUGGGCACCAGGAUGGGGCGCACCACGGAUAUUCCCAUCAUCACCACCAUCAUCAUCACUCUGCUCAGCUCAGCUACUCGUACGGAAGUCCCAAGAAUCCGAUCGGGGUGUCGCCGUUUCAGCCGACGGGUGGUGCCUUCAAGACGAUGCCCCAGAGCCCGAAAACGAUCGCCAAGCAGCAGCAACAGCAGGACCAGUACCAGGGCGUUUCGACUCCGACCGCCAUCAAGUCGGAACCGACGGACAACAUGUGCAAUAACAACAACAACAACGGCAAGAUGGUCACCACGAACGGUGGUGGUAACAUUUUCAACUUUUCAACCGCCUCGAUCAAGGAGCACCAAAGUCAGCAGCAGCAGCAGCCGCCUCCACCUCAGUCGCAAUGUAAAUCGAUUAGUUUGAACCCGAUCUGUUACACGAUCGCGAACGUAAACGGUACUAACGGUGCUAACUCUACUAACACCAACAACAUUAACAUUAGCUGUACAAGCAAUGCUAACAACGGCAAUAACAACAACAACAACAACAACAACACUAUUGUGAUGAGCAUGAAACAAGUUGUGCCGUCACCGUCGGCAAUGGGACUUCAGCAGCAGCAGCAGCAACAGCACCACCACCAACAGCAGCAAUUCUCCGCGGAGAAUGGAGGAGGGCAGCAGCAAGCAAUACUGACGCCGAACCAGCUGCUGGCUGCGGCCGCCGGACGGCAAAAGUUUAUGUUUGCCGUCAACGCCAACAACUCGCAGUUUGCAUUCGUCCUACCCGACAGCCAGCAAUACGCCCUGAGCGAUCGCUCAAAACUCUACGCUUCCCCGUCCACCUCCCUGUCGUCGUCGUCGUCCUCGUCCGCCUCCCUAACCCCAUCUUCCCAAACUUCCUCCUCGUCCUCCACCUCCUCCUCUUCAACUUCUUCCACCGUGCCAGGAUUAUCAGCUUCAACCGCUUACGCACUAACCACGCAGGGUCAGCAGCAGCAGCAACAGCAACAGCACAUGAAGCAAGCCAUAUCAUCAAGUACAACCUCCACCACAACCAACACACUCCAACCAGUACAAUAUUUGAUACAAGGAAAGAUACCGAACCUUCUCAUCUCAACCGCCGCCAACACUACACAGGGCUAUCACCACCAGCAGCAGCAACAGCAGCAACCCCAGCAGCAGCUGAUCAGCAUCAAGCAGGAACCACCGGAAUCGCCGGGAGGUCCCGGCGGAGGCAGUGGAGGCCGCAAUCUUCCCGUCACGCCCAACUCGUGCUCCUCCAGCGCUCCUGUGGCAGCCGUCCCGCCACCCUCGGCUGACCAGCCCGUCCCGGCGGCCUCCGACGAGACCGACGACGACUUUGACCAGGCGCCCGAGAGCAAAAAGUUCAUCCUGGCCCCGACUCCGGCCCAGCUCGGUCGUGCCCCACUGCAGCGGCGCCAAAUGAGCACCAACAGCAACGGCGCCGGCGAAUGCGCCUCGUCGCCCACGGGCAGUGUCGGAUCGGACGGCAGCAACCACGGUGGUGGCAACCCGCCGCUCUCGGCCACGCAGAUGCCACCGUCGGCCCUGCCGACGCCCACGUCCGCCUUCCUGGACGACUUCCAGAGCCCGCAGAUCUCGCCGACCACCAAGACCAAGAACUUUUUCAAAAAGGUCAAACCGGACGACAUGGACAACGUGCUCCGAACGGUGGACUUUGAGAAAAAGUUCAAAACGUUGCCCCAGUUCAAACCGGAAGAGUGCCAAUCGCCCAGUGCAAUCUCAGUGCCAUCGUCGCCGCGGGUCUUUACCCAAAACUACCGCAAGAAGCAGCAGCAGCAGCAGCAAUCGCAACAACAGCAACAGCAUCAGCAGCAGCAGCAACAACAGCAGCUUAAAACACCUAUCGAGGAUGAUCAUCACCACCACCAGCAACAUCAGCAACAACAACAACAUCAGCAUCAGCAACAAUCCCAACAACAGCACCAACAUCAGCAGCAGCAGCAGCAACAACAACAACAGCAACACGCUCCCCCUCUCCCACCGCCCCCGCUCACCUCGGACAGCAGUGCGCCGCUGUCCUCGACGGCCACUCCGUCCAGCUCGUACAUCAUCGGCAACCGGUUCUUCGGGCCGGACUUUAACAUGGAACAGUACAAAGGUUUCUUCUCCGUUGUAGAAAUGGCCGCCGACAGUGCGGACCGGUCCCCGCGGACGCCCAAAACGCCGUCGGCCCGGUCGGUCAACUCGGCCGAGGAGAAGGGCCACCGGAAGAUCCUCGAGCACCGGCGCAACCUGGUGAUGCAGCUGUUCCAGGAGCACGGCAUGUUCCCGUCCUCCCAGGCCACCAACAACUUCCAGCUCGCCCACAGUGACAUCUUCCAGAACAAGCAGCAGCUGCAGCUGAAGAUCCGCGAGGUCCGCCAAAAGUACAUGGCCCAGCCGCCCGGAUUCACGCCGCACUCUGCGGGGCCGAUGACGCCGACCGAUCACCUCGGGGCCGCAACUCCAUCCGAUCCAUCUCAACAGUCACUGCAAAACAUUCAACAACAGCAGCAGCAGCAACAGCAAGAUUAAAUUGCACCACAUUUUGCAAAGCAUUUUUAAAUUGACCGCCCAAAACUCGAACGCAUUGGAAUUAUUUGCCGAUUGCAUUGAAUUCAAACGAAAUUUAACGAAACAUAAACAAACGCAACACCCGAUUAAGCCGGGCAUUCACGGCUCAACAGCCGAAACACACACACAAUAGAUUUAUACUACAGUACUAACCACUACUACUCAAUAGUCCCUAAAGCGGAAAUACACAACAAUUGGAAACUAAGCAUAAACAACCAAUACAUUUACGCACCAUAAAAAAAAAACAAACAAGAUAAAUAGCACAGUUUCGUACUAAACAAUAUGUUUUUCAAAUAAAGCAGCAAAAAACUACAUAAACAAAUAGCCAAAACAAACAUAAAACGGAAUAGUUUAAAAAAAUCAAAACCCGCAAAACAAGCCACGCCCACAAAGCUCCGCCCCAGCGUCGAAAUCGUUUCCUGCGCCCCGCCCCCUUCCUAGAAGCCAAACAGACCUUCGUCCUCACCACACCCGCGUGCCCUGCAUUGGAUCACACACUAACACAAACACAAACAACAACUCUCCUCGUGGAGGAGUCCCAUCCGAACGUGUAAUCAGUUGGAAGAAGCAGAAGAAGAAGAAGAAGAAAACCAGUCUCUUAAAUUAAAAAUUUAGAGGUUAAAGAAGCGUAACGUGAAAUUUAUUAAGAUCCAUUUCGCGACGGCUCGCGGAAUGGCUUCUAGUGAUCUUAGUUGGUAAGUUUCAGUGAAUAUAUAACAAAAUCGAUGUGAAAGUAAGAAGAGGAAGAAGAAAAAAAAGCAAAUCAUUUAAAUGCAUAAACACACAGCAAACAAAACAAGUUUGAGGAGAAAGUUGUAAAAGAGAGAGAGAUAGUGUUUAAGCAGAAGAUGAGAAAUAUUACAACAAGUUGUACAUACUAUGGCAAGUUAAUUAAUUAAAUAAAAAAUGUCUUUGAAAGAGAUAGAAUUAAAAUUAGUAGAAAGUACAAGAAUUUAUUAACAAAUUUUACUGUGAGUUGUAGUAGUGGAAAAAACCAAACAUUGAAAACACACACAUACACACACACCCGCAAACAAUCACAAUCUCCCCUACUAGUGUCGCGCGCUGUGCAAAAGUUGCCAAUUAGCUCCCAUUUUCUCCUAACAUCCCUCAACCAAUCAUGAUAAUUCUCUCUAAUUCUCAUCUCUCAACUCUCACACAUACACAGUAACAGGGUUUCUAAGCACUCAAGGAAGAGAACCUUCUUUUGAUUCCCCUCUUGUUAGUAGAACAAAGGUAAAGUCAGUCGCUUCUUUCCUGUCCGCAGGAAUUGUUCGAAUGUGGAUUUUUUUUAAUAAAAUUGUUAUGUUCUGGGCUUUUUUUUAUUAGGUCCUAUAAACAUAUAAAACAGAAUAGUUUGAAGGACGUUUAAAAAAAAACUCUGAAAUUUUAUUACUCUUAAUUUUCAGAGAUUUGUAUAAUUUCAAACAUCUUAAUUUAACAUUUUUUUAUUUUCUUUUGUAUUUACAACAAUAUUGAAGAAUUCAACAUCCAAAUAUGCUACAUUUUUAGUUUCAAAAUUCAUAAAUUAAUAUAACAUAUGAAUUUCAAAAAAAUAAAAAAGCGUUCAAAAUUCAAAAAAACUGGAUUCCAAAUUUUAAAAAUCUUAAAUUUGAAACAAUUAACACUAACAAUUUUAAAUUAAGCAUCUUUAAUAUUUGAGAUCUUUGAAACUUUAAACAUUUGAAUUCCAUUUUUUUUAUUCGAUCGUUGUGAAAGUAUGUUUUAACGUGACGUUAAAUGUUCAAAAAUACUAGAUUUCAAAUUUGAAAAUUCUGAAAGUAAAUUAAUUCAAAAAUUAACAGUGAGCAUUGAAACAUUACGUUGAAACUAAAAAAAUCUUCUUCAAAUUAAAAAAAAAAAUACGAAAGCAAAAACUUUAAAAAAUAAAUAGGAUUUUGAAUAACA
Messenger RNA from Culex quinquefasciatus (southern house mosquito), 10063 nucleotides. It is a transcript of the gene cic, whose product is annotated as putative transcription factor capicua. Gene Ontology annotation, biological process: regulation of transcription by RNA polymerase II. Gene Ontology annotation, cellular component: nucleus. The coding region runs from base 887 to 8116 and encodes 2409 amino acids. NCBI's taxonomy places the organism in Eukaryota, Metazoa, Arthropoda, Insecta, Diptera, Culicidae. The transcript is spliced from 16 exons. Gene Ontology annotation, molecular function: DNA-binding transcription factor activity, RNA polymerase II-specific; RNA polymerase II transcription regulatory region sequence-specific DNA binding. The record is from RefSeq and is a predicted model, not a curated record.